Messenger RNA from Microplitis mediator, 631 nucleotides. RefSeq names its product transcription elongation factor 1 homolog. The transcript has 3 exons. Gene Ontology annotation, cellular component: transcription elongation factor complex. Gene Ontology annotation, molecular function: RNA polymerase II complex binding. The record is from RefSeq and is a predicted model, not a curated record. Bases 174 to 422 code for a protein of 82 amino acids. Gene Ontology annotation, biological process: transcription elongation by RNA polymerase II. NCBI's taxonomy places the organism in Eukaryota, Metazoa, Arthropoda, Insecta, Hymenoptera, Braconidae.
CUGAGCCUAGUAAGCAACUUGAACGCACUUGAACGUUGAUAAAUUUUUGAGAGUUAGAAUAUUAUAACUUUUAUAAAGUAUAACAAGUUUUUGUGUAAAGUGUCUUAAUAAAACAUAAGUGUUCUCCUUUUCAAUCAAACCAUCAGUUUUAUUUAGACAACAAAUAAAAUAAAAUGGGACGUAAAAAGAGUAAAAGACAAGCGCCAGUAAGAAAGAAGAAUAUUAUUCCACUGGAUACACAAUUUACCUGCCCUUUUUGUAAUCAUGAAAAGUCAUGUGAAGUUAAAAUGGACAAGCCAAGAAAAACAGCAAGAAUUUGCUGUCGCAUUUGUUUAGAAGAUUUCCAAACAACAGUUAACGUUUUAUCAGAUCCUCUGGAUGUUUACAAUGACUGGAUUGACGCUUGUGAUGCUGCAAAUUAAAUACUUAUUUAUUUAAUUUUUUUUUAAUAUAAAUUAUUUACAACUGACAAAUUUUAAUUUAUAAUUAUAUAUCUAAUUGCAAUUUAUACUGCCUGUAUAUUUGGCAUGUUCAUAAUAAUAUUUUUUAAAUAAUACUUCUAUCAUUAAAUGUAUAGGAUACUUAUGAUAACUAAGAUUUUAUAAGUUUUAUAAAAUAAAUCAUUUAAAUA